ACGCCACUUCAUUUGCGACUUCUUGUCUAGGGUUUGCUCCAACAUUCAGAACGGGAGAGGGAGAGAGAGAGAGAGAAAGGAGGUAACAACAAAUAAAAGCGAAAAAUGGUGAAGUUUCUCAAAACAAACAAGGCUGUAAUCCUUCUUCAAGGCCGUUAUGCCGGGCGAAAGGCAGUCAUCAUUAAGUCAUUCGACGAUGGCACCCGCGAGCGCCCCUACGGCCACUGUUUGGUUGCAGGUAUAAAGAAGUACCCCAGCAAGGUUAUCAGGAAGGACUCUUCGAAGAAGACAGCGAAGAAGUCCCGCGUCAAGGCCUUCAUCAAACUCGUCAACUACCAGCACCUGAUGCCCACUCGCUACACGCUUGAUGUGGAUUUGAAGGACGUCGUGACUGUAGAUAGUCUGCAGAGCAAGGACAAGAAGGUCACUGCUUGUAAGGACACUAAGAAGAGAUUGGAGGAGAGGUUCAAGACCGGCAAGAAUCGUUGGUUUUUUACCAAGCUAAGGUUCUAGAUUUCUAAUUUUGUAGGAAUGUCUCGUCAUUUAAGAUGAUUUUGAGGAUGAUGUAUUGUUUUAUGAACUUGUUUUUGUUUGGAUCUGCGUCCGUUUCCACCAGACAUUUUUGGGUUUUUAACGCUUCAUAAAGAUUAUUUCUAUAAAUUGCUCAUUCUAUCA
This is a messenger RNA of Mangifera indica (mango), 675 nucleotides long. Its product is annotated as 60S ribosomal protein L27. Gene Ontology annotation, biological process: translation. Gene Ontology annotation, molecular function: structural constituent of ribosome. Lineage: Eukaryota; Viridiplantae; Streptophyta; Magnoliopsida; Sapindales; Anacardiaceae. The record is from RefSeq and is a predicted model, not a curated record. The transcript has a single exon. The coding region runs from base 106 to 513 and encodes 135 amino acids. Gene Ontology annotation, cellular component: cytosolic large ribosomal subunit; ribosome.